This is a messenger RNA of Zophobas morio, 3732 nucleotides long. RefSeq names its product gastrin-releasing peptide receptor. NCBI's taxonomy places the organism in Eukaryota, Metazoa, Arthropoda, Insecta, Coleoptera, Tenebrionidae. Bases 168 to 1205 code for a protein of 345 amino acids. The record is from RefSeq and is a predicted model, not a curated record. The transcript has 4 exons. Gene Ontology annotation, molecular function: neuropeptide receptor activity. Gene Ontology annotation, biological process: G protein-coupled receptor signaling pathway. Gene Ontology annotation, cellular component: plasma membrane.
CGGCAGUUAGUAGCAGUUGAUAUUGGGUUGCAGUUAAAGGUGGGUGUUGCCCUUUGAUCACUCUACAUCAAACGUAAUACUGUUUCAAAUAUAUUCGUCAGUCGGUAAAAAGUCUUCGAGACAAAAUGUUGCAUAUAAGAGCUAAGGCAUCAAGACAGUAAAGUAUAAUGGAUUAUUUACCGAGUCUUUACGGAUGCAUGUUUUUGGUGGGCGUUUUGGGUAACGGGAGUCUUGGCUUAACAUUGUGUUGUGGUCCAGGAGCUAAAUCACGAAGUCCUUUGCUUUUCGGUCUAAUAGUUGCCGAUCUCCUCGUGUGUUGCUUAAGCGGUCCCAUAACAGCAGCUCUAUAUGUGCUUUCUUCUUGGACUCAAACCUGGCGUCAUGUUGCUUUGUUUAUACAGGCUUGGCCUGUUUCUGCCAGUACUUUAUUGAUGAUGGCAUUGUCUGUAGACCGUUAUCUUACCGUGAAAAAUUAUAGACCUGCCGGACAAGUGGCUCGUAGACGCUAUUUACUUACUACGGCUGUUGUUGUCACUUGGAUUUCAGCUGCAAUCUUAUCUGUAACUCAACUCAUUUCCAAACAUCCAUGGCGCAAAAGUUUAAUUGUUACUCAUAUAAUACUGGUCUACGUAAUGCCGGCUUGUGCUGUUCUUAUAAGCCACUUAGGAGUCCACGCCAAACUUACGGCUCUUUCUUUGACGGCCCGCGCCAAGCAUGGAGAACUGCCUCUCCCGAUGCCCUUGCUCAGAAGACCUACUCAUGUCAUCAUCGUCGCUGGAAUCCCCCAGCCAGCUAGAGAUAACUUGCGAGCCGCUGAAGCUAGCGUUGAAGAUCUUUCUCAGCCUCCAACCAGCACUCUUCGUAGCCGGCGCCGUCUUGCCAAUUCUCUGCUCUGGGUGGCCAUCUUGUUUGCUGUGUGCUGGAUUCCUUAUGUCGUGUGCCAAUUCUGUGGAGAACUCGGAGUCACUGCUCCACCACCGACUGUCCAACGCUACAGCUUAUUCCUCGGUCAUAUUCACUCGGCAUUUAGUCCCAUUUUGUACUGGACUCUGAACCACCAAUGGCCGCAACGUCCAUGCCGUUUCCGUUUUCCUGCUCUAUACAGAAGCGCGUCCUCUACAAAUGAAGCUGCUCUCGGACCAUUCCACCCCCGACUUGUACGUCCACCGCCAAUUCGUCGUCGGUCUUCCCACUAUCUUUACUGACUAUCAAUCUGUGAUUACUUGGCCUCACUCGGAGAACUACCUCAGGAUACAGAAAUACAUAUGUCUUCUUACUAAAAUUCGAAAUAGUUGUUGACUUUCACUUGCCACGUUGUUUCGAAAUCGGUUGGCAGAGACGGAUAUUAAUAUUUUGGCCGUCUGCGCUGAUUUUCGGAAUGAGUGUUAAGCGACUUAACAUGGUAUCACUUUACAAACGUUUCUCGAUUGGUCCAACUGAUAUACAUUAUCACAACUUAAAUAUACAAAAUAUUUUCAAAUUGACGUUUCUAUAAAAAUGUUUCAAAAAUAAUAUUUCGAAAAUGGCAUCCCAGGACAGUAUAUCCGAAAUAUUUCAAAAAUAAUGUUUCCAAAAUACAUUUCCAAAACAAUAUUUCUAAAACAAUAGUUCCGAAAUAAUGUAGUAGUCCCAAAACAAUAUUUCUGAAAUAUUUCCAAAAAUAGCAUUUCAAAAAUAAUAUUUCCAAAUAUGUAACACUAGUAUAAUUAAUGUUCGACGUUAAAUACAUUGAUGGCUCUUUCUUUCUGUGGUAAUUAGUGGUGCUUAUAUAUCGUCGAAUCUAUUUUCGAAUUCUUUAAUCGGUGGAAUUAUAGAUGUUGUAACUCUCUAUUAAAUGUGAUGGUUUCAAUCUCUACUAAAAUCACGCUAUCACGCUAAGACAGUUCAAAGGAAAAUCUAUAAAACUAUCACAUAUGUUAGAAUUUAUUUUAUAUAAAAAACUAUACGAGGCAAAGAAAGAAUCAAUUAUAUAUUUAUUUUGUUAAAAAUAUAUGUUCUAUCUACAGAUUAUGUAAUGGAGUUGUUAGAUUUAAACAGUCGAAUAGGAUAUAUUUUUGUUAUCGUUCCGAAGGAAUGAAGGAAAUUAAAGGAGAGAGACGGAGUGAGACAGAUAAACAGAAAGAGAGAGCGACGGCGGAGAGAGAGAGAGAGAGAGGGAGAGGGGUGACAAUGAAGUCGGUUUACAUUACUUUUACUCUUCUUAUGGCUUAUAAGAAUUUCAAAUUCAGCCUAACAAAUCAGCUCUUCUCAAAUGCCACAUUUAUACUUAAAUGUUUUAUAUGUAACUAAAUAUCUGGAUGUCCGAAAAAAAAUAUAACCGUCUUUUGUUUAGGUCUAUGUUAUGUUCUCUCUUACGGUAGAUAGAUAGAUGUAAAAAUAUAUAUAGAUGUUUCAUGGAAAUAUAUACAUGUAUUAAAUUCAGGAAACCAAAUUAAAUCCAGUCUCACUAUAAACAUCCGGCUCUAAAUUUUAUCUGGAAAACUGUACUCGGACAAAAAUUGUCUGACUAAAUCCGUGAAGUUCAGCGCGAGAACUUGAAAAAAAAAGUGUUUCUCAUGACGGACUUCAUGGAUUUAGAUAGACCACAAAGCUCGCUCAACAGCUCACUACUAAAGAAAAACUAAUCAAAACAGGAAUUUAUUUGUUUUUUUAUCAAUAUUACUAAAAAAUUCACCAUGGUAAAAGAGGCUUUAAAAGAAGAUAAAUCUUGUUGUAGACACAUAAGAGAGUUGUAGAAAGUAUACGACGAAAAAAAUGAUAACCUAUUGGUUUUGUGGUGUAUUGAUUUUAAAAAUUAUUCGUGUUUUAAACUGAUAUAAGCAUAGGCGCCGACUCAGUGACUGAAGUAUGACACUUAUUUGUUUAAAAUGUAACAAAAGUGUACAAAAGUGAAAUCAAUUCAUGAUAGUUUUUCGGGUUGCAACCGUGUAAAUUUUUUUUUGUGCUCAAUGUUUCGAACACUUUCGUAAGUGGUAUCUUCAGGCAAAAUAACACGGUAACUGACAUACCCUAAGUUACCAUGUUCUUUUGCCUUAUUUAACCCUGCCCCUGAAGAUGCCACUUACAAAAGUGUGCGAAAAGUUGAGCCCAAAAACUCAAUUUAGACGGUUCCAGCCCGGAAAACGAUCAUGUAUUGAUUCCGAUCGUGCAGCCUCCGAAAUUAUUAUAUUUCUUUCAGUUGCGAUACACAGGAAAAAAUGAUAAAAGACGGUGCCUAUGUUUGUAAGAGUUGUACACUAUACCUGCCACUGUGGUUACAAAAUAGGUGUUUCGUGAAUGUCAUUUAUGUUGUAGAUGAGAAUGUAAAAUAGAGUCCGACAAAUAGUGAACAUUGGCUUUGUGUUUCCAAAAUCCUCAUUGGAAGCUGCUGACGAUUUACAGCGUUUGCUGGUUCAGAUUGCCUAUCAAAAGUUUUGUGAAAUUGUUCACAUAGAGUCUUUAAGGCAAUCAGGGGUACACAUUGUUUGGUGGCUUCCGGUAAACACAUUGUGAAUGUUCACUACUUGGCGGACGCUACUUUAUUAGGAAAUGUUUUAGGUACUAAUGUCUUUCGUGAUUGACAAUGUAGUGGUAAUUUACAUUUCUUGGAGACGACCAACUUGUUGUCAUUAAAUGGUGUUAUACUUACGUGCCUUUUUGUUUUUGAAUUCAGGUACUAUUGUAUUCUUCUAUUUCUCGAUAUAUUAUUGCUCUGUAUUCGGAAAUAUGAAUAAACAUUGUUGUUUGAACGUA